AUGUACCCAUUUAAGAAACAAUCUGUCUUCAUGGGCAAGAAACCACCAGCACGUAAUCUGCGGCAAAUACUGAAUAGUGAAUGCCAAUAUAACUGGCCAGAAAAUGCAGUUCUAUACAAUCAAGCAGAAGCACCUCCUAGCCUCAAACCUGCAUUGAAAGUAUCCGACAUAAGCGGUAUCCCAUCAAAUCUUCAAGAUCCCACUACAAGACUACGAUUCGCAACCGCCAAUGAAUAUGACCACAUAAAAGACCUUCCAUCCGAUUCCGUGAUAGGAUACCUCAAACUUAGGAACGCCCACUCAAAUACGUUCCUUUAA
Molecule: messenger RNA, 318 nt
Organism: Rodentolepis nana
Lineage: Eukaryota; Metazoa; Platyhelminthes; Cestoda; Cyclophyllidea; Hymenolepididae
Source: the annotation of a GenBank genome assembly